GUUGCUGAUCCAGUUUCAGUAAGAUUAUUACUGACAAUUCGUUUAGCAGAAAAGUAGACUUAUGCUAUAAGAACAACCUGUUUUCUGCAAAUUCAAUCCUCCCUCCAUUCCUCGUCGUUGAUUGUAUUUCCUUUGUUGCCAGAGUGGUGGUUUAUUAGCGUUGAAUCUCAACAGCACAGUCACGUAUAUAAUGGCAGGUAAAAUAGCACUACUAAUAGUCGAUUUACAGGAAGACUUCCUUCCACCCAACGGAUCAUUGGCUGUUGCCAAUGGUCGUGAAAUCAUCAAACCGAUCAUUGAUCUUCUAAUGUCCAAGAAGUACAAGUGGGAUGCAGUAAUUGCUACCAAAGAUUGGCACCCUUCUGACCACAUUUCUUUCGCCAAAACACAUGCCGCGGAACCUUACACGACAAAAGUUCUCUCUAGUCCGGACCGCUCCGGUAAGACCAAACUGCAUACCUUAUGGCCUGUUCACUGUGUUCAGAACACUGUCGGAUCUGAGUUUCCAAAAGAGUUUAAUGAUGUGUUUGAAAAAUGGUUGAGCUCGCAAAGUGUUCCGACUAAGAUUGUUCUUAAAGGAUAUCUUCAGGAUAGAGAGUACUACUCGUGCUUCGAAGACGUGUGGGGGCUCCACAAGACUGAAUGUGCCCAGUAUCUGAAGGACAAUGGCAUAACUGAGGUUGUUGCCGUGGGUAUUGCAUACGACUUUUGUGUGCUGAAUUCAUGCAUAGACUCCGCCAAGAAUGGUUUCAAAACCUACGUCAUCAAAGAUUUCACGAAAUCCGUUUUCCCCGAUAAAGACGAAAAAACUACGGAAAACUAUGAAAAGCACAAUGUCACAGUCAUUACGUCCGAUAGUGAGAUGCUGAAGCGUUGGCAAGUAUAAAAAUCAGCCCGUCAGGGGGUCUUGAAGCGUUACCAGUAGCUAAAUAUAUACCACUUCUAUAUUUCUUCGUAUGGAGAAAUCUUCCUUUCUUCCAAAAUAAAUUAAUAAAUGAGCAGAUCUGUAGAUUUGUACGUAUGUAGUGUA
Messenger RNA from Pichia membranifaciens NRRL Y-2026, 1030 nucleotides. RefSeq lists its product as hypothetical. Bases 191 to 886 code for a protein of 231 amino acids. The transcript has a single exon. The record is from RefSeq and is a predicted model, not a curated record. NCBI's taxonomy places the organism in Eukaryota, Fungi, Ascomycota, Pichiomycetes, Pichiales, Pichiaceae.